This is a messenger RNA of Micromonas commoda, 2052 nucleotides long. It is a transcript of the gene TOP6B, whose product is annotated as type II DNA topoisomerase VI subunit B. Bases 1 to 2052 code for a protein of 683 amino acids. The record is from RefSeq and is a predicted model, not a curated record. Gene Ontology annotation, cellular component: small ribosomal subunit; cytosol. The transcript has a single exon. Gene Ontology annotation, molecular function: ATP binding; DNA binding; DNA topoisomerase type II (double strand cut, ATP-hydrolyzing) activity. NCBI's taxonomy places the organism in Eukaryota, Viridiplantae, Chlorophyta, Mamiellophyceae, Mamiellales, Mamiellaceae. Gene Ontology annotation, biological process: DNA topological change.
AUGCCUCCCAAGUCGAAAGGAGCCGGGGACAAAAACCUGAAGAGCAAGUCCCCGGCGGAGUUCUUCCAGGACAACAAGGGCAUCGCGGGUUUCGAGAACGCGGGUAAGUCGUUGUACACCACUCUGCGUGAGUUCAUCGAGAACUCCCUGGACUCGGCGGAGAGCAUCGGGGUGCUGCCCGACGUGGACAUCGCGGUCGAGGAGGUGACGCUGAGUCAGUAUGAGGAUCUCAUCGGGCUCAAGGCGCACGUUCGCAAGGACAGCGCGUUGUACGCAGACAUCGAAACCGACAAGGAGAAGCAGAAGAGGCUCAAGGAGGAAGCCAAAGCAGCGGCAAAGGCGGCGAAGGGCGGGAAGGGCGACGCGGGAGGGGGCGGGAGGAAGGGAGGUGCCAAAUCGUUCUUCCGCAUCACCGUCAAGGACAACGGCAAGGGGAUGGCGCACGACGACAUCCCGAACAUGCUCGGGCGCGUGUUGUCGGGUACCAAGUACGGUGUGAGGCAGACGAGAGGUAAGUUCGGCUUGGGGUCCAAGAUGGCGCUCAUCUGGAGUAAGCAGACCACCGGUUUGCCCAUCAAGAUCACCAGCGCUCAGCCCAAGUCGAAGUUCACGUCGCGGUACGUGCUGGACAUCAACAUGGAGAAGAACGAGCCGAACGUGCACAGUGCGGAGAAGACGCCGAACGAUUCCGCGUGGCACGGCGCCGAGCUCAGCGUCAUCAUCGAGGGUAACUGGACCACGUACAGGAACAAGGUCCUGAGCUACCUCAGGCAACUCGCCAUCGUCACCCCUUACGCGCAGUUUCACUUUCGAUACGAGAGCGCGGGUGGCGACGCGAGGCAGAACGUGGACGCGACGUUCAGGCGGCGCACAGAGGUGAUGCCCGCUCCCCCAACGACCACAAAGCACCACCCCAGCGCGGCGAAGGAGAACCAGCUGCUCAUCAAGGAUCUGCUGUCGCAGACCCGGGAGAAGACCCUGCAGGCGUUUCUGAACAAGGAGUUCACGUGCAUCAGCAAGGAAUACGCGGGCCGACUCGUGGCGGAGCUGGGCAAGGGUUUCGAGCCCGGCAUGUCCCCAAAAGAAGUCAGCGAUACUCAGGGAACCAGGAUUCAGCAGUUGCUCUGCGACGCGAGGUUUGCCGAUCCCGACGGUGCAUGCCUGUCCCCGGCAGGUGAGUAUAACCUGAGGCUAGGGAUCAUGAAGGAACUUGCGCCAGACUGGAUUGCUUCGUACGUCGGGCCCGCCCUGGCGUCGCAGGGACAUCCACUGAUCGUGGAGGCUUGCGUCAGCCUCGGGGGUAAGGAUGUCAAGUCGGGAUUCAACGUGUUCAGGUUCGCGAACAGGAUCCCACUGCUGUUUGAAGCUGGGUCGGACGUGGUGACGAGGUGCGUGCAACGGUUGAACUGGGGCUCCUACAAGAUCGACAAGAACAACGACAAGAUCGGCGUCUUCGUCUCCAUCGUGAGCACUAAGAUCCCGUUCAAGGGCACCUCGAAGGAGUACAUCGGAGACGAUAACACGGAGAUUGCGGAGGCUGUCGACCGGGCCAUCCGCGGCUGCGCCACCCAGCUCAAGGGAAAAAUUGUCCGCGCGCAAGCCGCAAAGGAGCGAAAGGCGAGGAAGAAGGUCCUCACCAGGUACAUCCCCGACGUCGCCAACGCCAUCGCGAUCAUGAUUAGUGCGUCAGCGGAGGCCGCCGAGCCUCCGUCGAAGCGCUGCAAGUGGGGGCCGGGUGCCCCGUCGAACGGUGGGAAGCUCUGGCAGGUUGACCCGGUCUUUGAGGGCAAGUUGCUGGAGCAGGUGCGCAACGGGGACGUGCAGCGCUCCACCAUCGAGCGCAAGCUGAGCGACUUCGUCGAAAGAAUGGACAGCGAGCAGGCCUUGGAGCACUCGAUGCAGAAUAAGGAGGGGCUGAGCGAGACUAUGCACCUGGUGCCCACGGGUCCGGUGCACAAGUUUGCGCCCACGGUGCACCAUCCAACGUGUGCGUUCAGACUGCUGGACACGCUCUGCGCGGGCGGGUUCCUGCCCCGGGGCGAUUUGAAAUAG